AUGAGCUUCGGUGACAUCUUGGAGGAUGUUGGUGGCAUGGGAAAAUUCCAAAUCAUCCAAGUUUUGUUGCUGGUAACCCCAACAAUUUUUUUGUCCUGCCACAACAUGCUUCAGAACUUUGUGGCUGCUGUACCUGACCAUCACUGCCAGGUCCGUUUGGAAGUGAACGGCUCGAGUCCCGCCAACACUACAACCACGCUGCAGGCAGAGGAGCUUCUCCGCGCUUUCAUCCCUCUGGACCGGAAUCAGCAGCCAGAGCAAUGCCGUGUGUAUUCCUCACCUCAGUGGCACCUGCUGGACCCCAACGCGACCUGGCGAAACACAACCGAGUACGACACGCAGAUAUGCACUGACGGGUGGACAUACGACCGCUCCCAGUUCGAAACCACAAUUGUCACAGAGUGGGACCUGGUGUGCGCUUGGAAGCAUCUGAAAUGGAUCUCACAGUCUAUCUACAUGGCUGGCUUGCUGAUAGGAGCCAUAUUACUGGGCAGGCUUUCGGACAAGUACGGGCGGAGGACUCUCCUACUCUGGUCCCACUUCCAGUUGGCAGUCUGUGGAAUGUGUGCAUCCUUUUCCUCUUCCUACUUCUUGUUCUGCUUCUGGAGGUUUCUGUGCGGAAUGGCGGUGUCAGGAAUCACGCUCAAUGGUAUUUGCCUCCAGAUGGAAUGGAUCCCGACAAGAUUUCGAAUUCCUGUCUCGCUGAUCAAUGGUUGCCUUUACACCCUUGGCCAACUACAGCUGGCUGGGUUAGCAUAUGGAAUCCGAGACUGGCGUUGGUUUCAGUUCACAGUCUCCAUCCCGUUUUUCAUUUUCUUCCUUUACUCCUGGUGGUUCCCGGAGUCCGCCCGUUUGCUCAUUCUAGACGACAAGGCUGACGUGGCUCUGAAACAGCUCAGGAGGGUGGCAAAACUGAACGGCAAGGAGGCAGAGGGGGAAAAGCUCACCGCCGCCAUUCUCAAAUCAAAAAUGGAAACUGAGCAUCUGGGCACCAAGAAUAAACACAGCGUGCUAGAUCUGUUCCGGACCCUUGUUGUGCGCAAGAUAGCCUGUUGUACUAUGCUUAUUUGGUUUGCAACCAGCCUUGCAUAUUAUGGGUUGGCGAUAGACCUGCAAGGGUUCGGAGUUGACAUUUACCUCAUCCAGUUAAUUUUUGGAGCCGUCGACAUUCCAGCAAAAACUCUUGGUUUCGUUUCCAUGACUCUGAUAGGAAGACGAUUCACGCAAGGGAUUACCCUUAUCCUGGCAGGGAGCAUUAUUCUGGCAAACACCAUUGUCCCAAAAGAGUUGCAGGCCUUGCGAACUUCAUUUGCUGCAGUUGGGAAAGGCUGUCUCGCAGCUUCGUUCGCCUGUUGCUAUCUCUAUUCAGGUGAACUCUACCCAACCGUGGUCAGGCAGACAGGGAUGGGACUCGUGAGUACGAUGGCUCGGAUGGGAGCCAUGAUAGCACCUGUUAUAAGGAUGAGCGGUGACUAUGUUUCAUUUCUACCACUGAUUAUAUACGGUGGAGUACCAGUAAUAGCUGGAGUGGCUGCCUUUUCCCUACCGGAAACACGGAAAACUCCCUUGCCAGAAACUAUCAAAGAAAUAGAAAACAGUCUCCCACAACAAUAACUUGAACCUUUACAGCACAUUCGAGU
Carcharodon carcharias (great white shark) is the source of this 1640-nucleotide messenger RNA. Its product is annotated as solute carrier family 22 member 6-A-like. Gene Ontology annotation, molecular function: transmembrane transporter activity. Gene Ontology annotation, biological process: transmembrane transport. Lineage: Eukaryota; Metazoa; Chordata; Chondrichthyes; Lamniformes; Lamnidae. Gene Ontology annotation, cellular component: membrane. Bases 1 to 1614 code for a protein of 537 amino acids. The record is from RefSeq and is a predicted model, not a curated record. The transcript is spliced from 10 exons.